AUGUCCCGUUCGUGUUGUUACAGCGCUGCUCCAUCACUACACGUGUCUGGGGUUGUAAACUUGUCAGACUCGGCAGGUCGGAUGACGGACAGCGCCGUGGACCAAUCACAGCGGGGGGGUCAAAUUAAGGCUCAAAGUGCAGAAGAAAAAAGAAAGAAAGAAAGAAAGAAAGAAAGAAAGAAGAAAUUAAAGCCGCAAGCGGCGUCGAACGGCCCUCGCCACACCGCGCGACACCCCGCACCACGCGCCUUGCCGCUCCGCUACAACUCCCCGUUCCGCUACGACUCCCCGCUCCGCUACGACUCCCCGCUCCGCUACGACUCCCCGCUCCGCUACGACUACCCGCUCCGCUACGACUCCCCACUCCGCUACGACUCCCUGCACCGCGCUCCGCUACGACUCCCCGCACUGCGCUCCGCUACGACUCCCCGCACUGCGCACCGCUACAACUCCCCGCACCGCUACGACUCCCCGCACCGCUACGACUCCCUGCACCGCGCGCCACUACGACUCCCCGCUCCGCUACGACUCCCUGCACCGCGCGCUUCUACGACUCUCCGUUCCGCUACGACUCCCCGCACCGCUACGACUCUCCGCAGCGCUACGACUCCCCGCAGCACUACGACUCCCCGCACCGCUACGAUUCCCCGUACCGCGCAACUCACUGCAACUCGCUGCAACCCGCAAUUCCCCUCCCCGUGA
Messenger RNA from Knipowitschia caucasica, 702 nucleotides. NCBI's taxonomy places the organism in Eukaryota, Metazoa, Chordata, Actinopteri, Gobiiformes, Gobiidae. The record is from the annotation of a GenBank genome assembly.